CAAUUUUAAAAUACUUGUUUUUUUUUUAACUCUAUUAAAAUUUUUUCCCUAUACUUUACAUAUAGACUCAUUAAAGCCGAUCAACAAUUUAAAAAUCACCAUUCCUUGACGUAAAAUAAGACCCAAAACAAGAGCUGAUAGAAGAAACGUGAAAAAAACUUCAACAACAUUGGUCAGGAGAUAAAGAAAAAGACUCAUUAAAGCCGAUCAACAAUUUAAAAAUCACCAUUCCUUCACGCAAAAUAAGACCCAAAACAAAGCUGAUAGAAGAAACGUGAAAAAACUUCAACAAGAUUGGUCAGGAGUCAAAGGUCAACAAGUUGAAAAUGCAUUGCGUUAUCUGCUCAGAAGAAUUUAAUUGCUUAAAAAAAUUAUUCAUGCAUUUGAAAAUUCUACAUGGUUGUGAUAAAAAAAGCAAUUUGAAAUGCUUUGACAAAUCAUGUCAACAAAUAUUUAAUGGAUUAUCUUCAUACAAAAGACAUUUAGGGGUCGUACAUGGCAGAGGUCGUAAAAAUGUUUCCUACAGAAACCGAGAUGCAAAGGGUGUGCGACGAGCUGAAACAAAACCGGGACUGGGAAAAAGUUACUAAACAAUGGAAACAAACUAUGCCAUUCAGGAGGGAUAUGAUUUCCCAAAGCUCUGACAUUGACCUCCAGACAGUCCUUCAGGAGUGGCCGCUUUACAAAUAUUCACGAGCGCCAGAACUGAUUGCCAUGGAUUACAAUUUUAUAAAACCGAAUAAUGGGCUCGACUUCACCAAAUGGGAACAAUUUUCGAAAAUAGCCCUAGAAUUGUUCACAGCGAGGAUCAAGUGCAGCGCUCUUAAAUCAUUCCUCAAUGAAUUCAGGGAGAAUAUUGACGACCUUGACAUAGAUAACGUCAAUAUUGGCUAUGCAACUCUGUUACAUGGAGUGUUGCCUCCAUCAUCGCAGCAGUUUAAUGGUAAAUUGAAGAAAUUUACAAUUGAAGAUUCAAAAUCAUCUUUCACUCUGGAAGUGGAAUGUGCAGGCCAGGUCGAACCUAUGCUAAAAAUAAAAAGGGAGGAAUGUUUAAAAUCGAAAACAAAACUUCAGCCCCUAAUAAUUGUUGUUGGUGAGAGAUUUCAUUAUAAUAAUUUUUAUGUGUCCUUGGACAAUAUUAUGUUUAAAUUAGAUACUUAUUUGGACUGCAUUAUUUUUUAUUUAAAGCUCGUUUAUGUAUUAAAUAUUCAAUACCCUCCACAGUGUUUUUCGGUAUGGGUUUUUAUACAAAUGUUUUUCUUUAAUAUUCAAGACGGUAAAAAAAUACCUUCUGUUUCAACUUUACUAAAUGAUAUAAAUGCAUUAAUUAAUUAAAUUAUAUCAAUGUAUUAUUUUGUACAGUCCAUGUUCUACAUAUACAGUACUGGACAAAAUAAAAUACGCACUAU
Episyrphus balteatus (marmalade hoverfly) is the source of this 1409-nucleotide messenger RNA. RefSeq lists its product as uncharacterized. The record is from RefSeq and is a predicted model, not a curated record. The coding region runs from base 496 to 1335 and encodes 279 amino acids. The transcript has 5 exons. Lineage: Eukaryota; Metazoa; Arthropoda; Insecta; Diptera; Syrphidae.